UUUUCACUCUUCAGUAGGUUUUUCUGCUGUUCCAUCGAAGUGUGAACGCGCCCUAAAGGAAUAGGAGGCCAGAGAUGAAAGAGAACGAACGUAAUGAAACAUAACCUAUCAAAAGUAUCAAAUGUGCUCGUGUUACUAUGCUUGGUGAAACCAUUUUGUCGAAUAGUUUAUACCAUAAUUUAGGACAAUUUAAUAAAAAUGACAGACUCCGCUAACGAAGACUCGAUAACGGAACUGAACACGCAAUUGAAUAAAUCGAUGGUAUUGAUGGAAAACGUCGAAAAUAUGCCAUCUUCAAAUCAUAAGCGUAAAUCUAUCACGAUAAAGACAGAAGAGCAGCUGUCCAAAGUGCGUAGCAGUCCUGUUAAAUCACGCAAAAGCAUUCUGAAAAAAUCUAACAAAUCGCUUAACAAAAGCGCGGCGGAUGAUGAGAUUGUGCAAACUUCAAACGACGACGCUAACAGAUCUAACGAAGUGACAUUUAACGGAUUGUCAUUAUCCACCUCAGUUUUGCCCAGACCGCACACUCUUAAAGAAAUAGUUGAAAAGGAGACAUUGAAUGAGGAAAAUGUAUCUUCUACAUUUAAUUUGGAGGAUGUAUCGGACAGUGAAGAAAUCUGGAUAAUGGACAUUCCUAGAUUAAUAGAGCCACAAGAUCUUCUUGGUCAGACUAUAGUUUUCAAAAACAAAUCAAAGUUCAAAAUUAAAGACGAACGAUAUUGUAUAGUCACUCAUAACACAAAUCACAAUGUCACAUGUGUUCUUCAUUCCAAGAAGGAUGCUCCACAGUACAAAACUGUAAAUAUCAAGCCAGCUGGUUUCUUGUCAGUAAGAAGAAAAUUGUCUGAAGCGCCAGAAGUAAAGCCGGUACCUACCGAGAGCUCUGGCGUACAAUUCCCUGAUAAUUUAAGAACAAGGCAUCCAUUGUUUGGCGUUAUUCACAAACAUGAAAAGAGCUCAAAGAAACGUAACUCAGUCAAAACUAGAAAUUAAAUAUAAUUUAAAUUUAAUUUGAUUUAAUUUGAUUUAAUUUAAAUGACUUUGUAAAAUAGAUAUAAUAAUUUGGUACAAACCAUUUUUUAAAACAAUCUGUAAAGAUGUUUACCUUGUCACACAUUAUAAUGAUUAUGAGAGUAC
Molecule: messenger RNA, 1137 nt
Organism: Acromyrmex echinatior (Panamanian leafcutter ant)
Lineage: Eukaryota; Metazoa; Arthropoda; Insecta; Hymenoptera; Formicidae
Source: RefSeq, a predicted model, not a curated record